Pochonia chlamydosporia 170 is the source of this 1086-nucleotide messenger RNA. Its product is annotated as retinol dehydrogenase protein. The transcript has 2 exons. The record is from RefSeq and is a predicted model, not a curated record. Bases 1 to 1086 code for a protein of 361 amino acids. NCBI's taxonomy places the organism in Eukaryota, Fungi, Ascomycota, Sordariomycetes, Hypocreales, Clavicipitaceae.
AUGGCAUCAGUAACACAUGCCGAGUUUGGAGCAAACACUGAAGGUGUCGAGGUAGCCAAGGCAUUUGCCGACGGGGUACGCGGAAAAACCAUCCUAGUUACGGGAGGAAAUAAAAACGGACUGGGAUUUUCUGCCGCACACGCACUGGCAUCCCAAUCUCCAAAGCAGAUUAUAAUCACCGGUCGAAACGUAAACAGGGUUCAAGAGUGCAUCGAUGCUAUCAAGAAGGACUUCCCUGAUAUCGACUAUCGCAUCCUGCAAGUCGACCUCUCCAGCCAAGAAUCAGUCCGCAAAGCAGGCGAAGAAGUCCUCUCCUGGCAAGAUGUACCGAAGAUCGAUAUUGUAAUCAACAGUGCUGGUGUAAUGGGCAUCCAGGAACGCACUUUGUCAAAAGAUGGAAUUGAACUGACAUUUGCCACUAACCACAUUGGACACUGGCUUCUCUCAUGUUUGAUUAUGCCCAAGCUCAUCAAGGCGGCCGAAACAAAUCCAAAGGGAGCAACAAGAAUUGUAAACGUUACAUCUGGGUCACCGUUCAUCUCAGGCAUGCGAUGGAGUGACAUGACCUUUGACAAGAAGAACAAAGACCUACCCGAGGUGGAGCAGCCCGUAUACAAGUUCUUUGAAACCUGGGGCUACAAGGACUCAGACCAGGUCGCCUAUAUUCCACUAGAUAGCUACAACCGCAGCAAAGUGGCAAAUGUGCUGUUUGGCAUUGGCGCAAAUAAGCGGCUCUUUGACAAGUAUGGCAUCCUGACGCUGGCUGUACAUCCUGGUGUCAUUACAACGGACCUUGGUAGGAACUUUCCGGAAGAGACUCUCGACGCUGUCAAGGAGAUGAGCAAGAAUGGAACGUUUACAUAUAAGAGUCUUGGUGCAGGGUCAUCCACGGCAAUGGUUGCGGCUUUGGACCCAAAACUAGCUGUUGGUGUUGGCGAAACUCAUAAUGACAGUGAGAACUGGGGAAGCUUCAUGGCUGAUUGCCAGAUUACGGGUAAGGCGAAACCUCAAGCAGUUUCUAGUCAGGAGGCAGAAAAGCUAUGGGAUGUUUCUGAGAAGCUCGUUGGUCAGAACUUCUCUUGGUAA